UCGUUCUCUUCCUACUCGUCUCUCUCUCCUCCCAAGUCUCCCCUUCCCUUCCUCGCCUGCUUUAAAACCCCUUUCAUAUUUAACAUUUCAUCACACCACACUGUUCAGUCACUCCACAAAUCCCCUCCCUCUACCCGCCUGUGGGGAGAAAAAAAAAAAAAAAUGGCGUCAAGGUUUUCAAUUUUCUUCUUCGUCUUCGCUCUCGUUCUGAUCGCCGCUGUUUCGGCGGCUGAAGAGGCCCAGUCCAAGGAGUUCGUCCUCACACUUGACCACACCAAUUUCACUGACGCCGUCACCAAGCACGAUUUCAUCGUCGUCGAGUUCUACGCUCCAUGGUGUGGGCACUGUAAGAAUCUAGCUCCGGAGUAUGAGAAGGCCGCGGCGGCAUUGAGCAGUCAUGAUCCCCCGAUCGUGCUGGCGAAGGUAGAUGCCAACGAGGAGGCUAACAAGGAGCUUGCCACACAGUAUGAGAUUCAGGGUUUUCCAACUCUGAAAAUUUUGAGAAAUGGAGGGAAGUCAAUUCAGGAAUAUAAGGGUCCUCGUGAAGCUGAUGGUAUUAUUGAGUAUUUGAAGAAACAGAGUGGUCCUGCUUCAGCUGAGAUUAAAUCAGCAGAGGAUGCCAGUACUCUUAUUGAUGAAACGAAGAUAUUUAUCGUCGGGGUGUUCCCGAAGUUUUCUGGUCAGGAGUUUGAAAACUACAUGGCUUUGGCAGAGAAGUUGCGGUCAGACUAUGAAUUUGGUCACACCACAAGUGCCAAAUUCCUUCCUCGCGGUGAAUCGUCAGUGACUGGACCGUUGGUUAGGUUGUUCAAGCCAUUUGAUGAACUCUUUGUUGAUUCUAAGGAUUUUGAUUUGGAAGUUCUGGAGAAGUUUGUUGAGGAGUCUAGCAUACCCACAGUGACUGUUUUCAAUAACGACCCAACCUAUCACCCAUAUGUUAUCAAGUACUUUAACAGUCCCGAAACCAAGGCUAUGUUGUUUGUGAACUUCACAAAUGAGGUUGCUGAAUCUUUCAAGUCCACGUACAGAGAAGUUGCUGAGCAAUACAAGGGACAAGGUCUUAUCUUUUUGAUUGGAGAUGUCGAUUCCAGCCAAGGUGCCUUCCAGUUCUUUGGACUUAAAGAAGAACAAGCGCCUCUUCUUCUUGUACAAACGAACGACGGACAGAAGUACCUGAAGCCGACUUUGGGUGCUGAUGAUAUUGCUCCUUGGCUCAAGGAGUACAAGGAAGGCAAAGUCUCACCAUAUAGGAAAUCCGAGCCGAUUCCAGAAACUAACAACGAGCCUGUGAAAGUAGUAGUUGCUGAUACUCUACAGGAGCUUGUUUUCAACUCUGGGAAAAAUGGUAAGUCAUAAAUCGGUAGAGAACUGUAGCUUUUCCCCUUCCCUGUUUUAUGACUUCUGAAUAUUCUGGGAUGUCAUAUUCUUCACAGUUCUGCUGGAGUUCUACGCACCAUGGUGCGGACACUGCAAGAAGCUGGCUCCAAUUCUGGAUGAAGUUGCUCUUUCCUUUGAGAAGGAUCCUAGUGUGCUCAUUGCAAAACUUGAUGCAACUGCAAACGACCUCCCAAGUGAUACAUUUGAUGUGCAAGGAUACCCUACUGUGUUCUUCCGAUCAGCAAGCGGGAACUUGGUCCAGUACGAAGGAGAUAGAACUAAGGAAGACAUCAUCGAGUUCAUCGAAAAGAACAAGGAUAAGCCAGCAGUUGCCCAACAACAACAGCAGGAAGAAUUAUCUAAGGAGGAACCAGCAAAAGAUGAGCUCUAAACUAGCUUUUCUCUUGGGGGUUCUUUGUUCAUUUCUUCUCUGUAUCAGUUUUGGGCAAGCAAAAAACAUAUCAUAGUCGGUAGUUUACCCUUCUUACUUUGCUGUCUUAAUAAUAAAAAAAAUGUUAGCUAGCCUAGCCUCAAUAGGUUUGUAGAAACAGAAAAUGUGGCCUAACGUGAGCUCUCUGCUCUUUCCCUCACUUCCUGAUCAGUUUUGUUUCCCGUGUGGCCAUUUCCUAUGCCUAAUAGUAAUUGGUGAUAAAUCUGCCAGCUUACACAUAGGUCCAAGCAUUGGAACUUUUUCUCGGAAUAUUAGUCACCGCUUGC
This is a messenger RNA of Linum tenue, 2094 nucleotides long. Lineage: Eukaryota; Viridiplantae; Streptophyta; Magnoliopsida; Malpighiales; Linaceae. The record is from the annotation of a GenBank genome assembly.